AUGGAUGCGUCUAGCGCAAGAUUGGGUUCCUUUGUUUCAUCUGUUUUGACACAGACAGUGAAUUUGCGAGCCAGGAUCGAUCCGCCACUCUCAGAAUCUUGUGCUGGCAAUCUCCUUUGGCUGGCAAUGGCACCUGGUAGUGAUCAGAUAGGAUUGCACGACUUGGUGAAAGAGAUCAGGAAGUCAAUAAAGAAAUUUGACAGAGAACAUGUUCGGAAAAUGCAGGGCGAAAGCGGUUUUCCCCUCAUCUUCGAGUCUCUCAAACAGAUAGUCGAGUUGGUUUCGGCGAACAUGGACAUAUACAGAUUCACUAGCCUAGGGAAAUUCCAGUUAUACAAAGCUGAUUUCGGUUGGGGGAAGCCGGUCUGGGUGAGCAGCGCUGGGCUGAUCUUCAAGAACGUCGUCGUCCUGAUGGAAUCGAGAUACGGCGAUGGAAUUGAAGCUUCGGUGACCAUGGAAGAAAAAGAUACGGGUGUUUUUGAGAGGAACCAAGAGCUGCUUGCAUUUGCUUCAGCAACUGAGAGCCCUUCCUGUCCGCUACCGAAUUCUCGCCUUUGA
Syzygium oleosum is the source of this 558-nucleotide messenger RNA. Its product is annotated as stemmadenine O-acetyltransferase-like. The record is from RefSeq and is a predicted model, not a curated record. NCBI's taxonomy places the organism in Eukaryota, Viridiplantae, Streptophyta, Magnoliopsida, Myrtales, Myrtaceae. The transcript has a single exon. Bases 1 to 558 code for a protein of 185 amino acids.